Messenger RNA from Vitrella brassicaformis, 1732 nucleotides. NCBI's taxonomy places the organism in Eukaryota, Vitrellaceae. The record is from the annotation of a GenBank genome assembly.
AGGACGAGUGAGCGCAUGUACGCCACACACUGAUCCUUACUAGAUGCCCUCAGGAGUCUUCCUUCUUGACCACUGGGGCCGCCAUUCUCCCACCUGCACCAUUCGACGGGUUCGUCAGCUCAUUGAGACGGUCCAGCACUCGGGCAAUCAAGAAGGGGGCCUGUUGUGUUUGUCAUCGCGACACAGACGCAGAAGGAAUCACACGCACACACGCGUGAGUGACGAACCGGCAGGUGUGGUGAAGGCCAUCCCAUCGACUUACCGUAAGCCCGAGUCCCCUUAGAUCAUGCUCAUUGAAGCGACUGAACGUCCUGACAGACAGACAGACAGACCGACAAAGGCGUUGCACACAGCAAGAUGCAUGUGCUGCUGACCCCUCCCUGCCCUCUUACUUUCCGUCGACACCGAACCGCUCGCAGGCAGCGGCAAGCUCCGGCAGGUCCAUGCCAAGCCGAAGCAUGCUGGCGACCUGACCUGUGCUCCACACCUCCAACCCUGACACGCGCAAGCAGAGAGAGGCACGGGCAUGCCCAUACCCACCUCCCUUCCAUCUACCUGUCCGGGGCGGCAGAUAGAUCUCCUGUCCAAUACUUAUCCUCUCCUGCCCGUCGUUGCCCUCUUUGCCUUGGAAGACCACGGCCUCAGCCCGCAGAGUCGACCCCUUGUCUGCGUGCAGCCCCUCCAGCCGCCCCCUCCCCUCACACACCAACACACCUGCACCACCACGGCCCUCCCUCCUGAGGCCGCUGACAUCCACCUCAGUCGUCACACAGCAACCUGACCCCUCCUCGGUGCUGGCGGCAGUGGCCUGCACCCGUAGUCUGUCGUGGCACCACAGGCUGCCCAGCCUUGCCGUCAGGGCGGCCUUGACGUGAAGAGUGACGGACGAGGGCGUGAUGGACUCCAGAGCCACUCGCCCGUCGAUGACCGCUGGAGGGAGGGGGGGAGGGGGAAGGGCAGGAGCUGAGGACGGGCCGGCCUUAUGCCUCUUGGCGCCAUCAGCCCUUUCUUUCACCGGCCGCUUCUUGGGUAGUGCCGUGUCUGUCGGCUGAUGUUGCUGCUGCUGCUCAUGAGGAGCAAGUGCCGCAGAAGAGGCCUGGUCCUCGCCAACACCACCACCACCAUCACGACCAUCACCAUUACUAUCCGGCUCGUCGCUGCCUGAUGACGCCCCCGAUGACUCGUCUUCGUCUGGGCUGUCUAGAUGGCUGUCAUCCUCCUGGCCUGUGCCGUCCUCAGUGGAGCCAUGAUAGAGCAGAUGGGGCUGCAGAACCGUGUUGACGUGCGGGAUGGCCUCAUCGCUGCCGCCGGCGAUGCAAAACGACGGCACGUUGAGCAGAGAGCGGAGCGGUUCGUCGCACACGGCCACUCGGCCGUUUGCGGGGUCGACCAGUCGUCGAUCCUUGACAUACUGCCACAGUCUCUUGACGACCUCAGGACGGCUCAGCCUCUCCUCACAUCUCAGGAAUGCUCGCAACGGGGCCGAGAGAAGAAUCUGACACACACAAGAAUGCCACUCCCUGCGUUUUCACGUUCAAAAUGGGUCUGCUGCAGGGAGAGCUGCCUGCCUGCCUGCCUGCCUGCCUGUUGAUGCCACUCACUGACCGGCUUCUGUAUCGAGGUGCGCCCCGCCUCGCGUUUUUUGGCACUCACACGUCGCCUUCUUCUCCGCCGCUUCUUCUGAACCAUCGUUGCGCUUCUCCUUUGCUCUGCUCUGCGGCUUUCCUUUCCC